AUGGACCGUAAAGGACGUGAACGCAAGUUUCCUGGCAUGAAAAUCGUGAUGCCACAGCCGGUCGAGACGCCAACAAUGAAUCUGGAAGACAGAUGUCUUAUCAAGCUGACAAACGAAUCCGAGGAGAUUGAGAUUGCCGCCACUGACCUAAUCGUCCUCGAGGAACUUGGUAAAGGAGGUUACGGGAUUGUGGAGAAGAUGCAGCACAGACAAAGUGGACUUAUCAUGGCAGUGAAGCGUAUCAAAUCAUCCAUCAACGAUCAGUCUCAAAAGCAGAUGCUCAACGAGCUCGACGCGUGCAGAAGAAGUGAUUGCUGUCCGCAGAUGGUUCGAUUCUAUGGUGCAAUGUUCCGCGAGGGAGACGUUUGGAUUUGUAUGGAAGUCAUGGACACGUCACUCGACAAAUUCUAUCGUCACGCUUACAAGAUUGGAAAGCACAUUCCGGAACCAUUCAUCGGAAAGAUGGCUCUUUCUGUGAUCGAGGGAUUGAAUUUCAUGAAGGAGCAAUUGAAUUUGAUUCACCGUGAUGUGAAACCAUCGAACAUCUUGCUCAAUCGUCAUGGACAAGUCAAAAUUUGCGAUUUCGGAAUUUCGGGUCACUUGACAAACAGCUUGGCAAAGACUGUUCAAGCCGGAUGCAAGCCAUAUAUGCCACCAGAGAGAAUCGACGGCGAGACGAAAACUGCAUAUGACGUCAGAGCCGACGUGUGGAGUCUUGGAAUUACCAUCAUCGAGAUUGCUGUAGGAACUCAUCCAUACGCCAACUGGAAGACACCAUUUGAACAGUUGAAGCAAGUCGUCAAGGAGCCACCACCAAAGCUUCCAUCGGAAUCUGGAUUUAGUGCCGAUUGUCAAUUCUUCGUCAAGCGAUGUCUUGAGAAGAACUAUGCUGACCGUCCAAAGUAUCCAGAGCUCCUAGCUAUGCCGUUCAUGGAGAUGGCUAGAAACGAGAAACAAUUCAGCAUGGCUCGUUUCAUUAACGAGACUGUUUUAGUAUUCAUUCCCCAUACUAGCCUUCAUUAUCCAACAUCCGAAAAUAAUCCAAAAAUGUUCUUUUAA
This is a messenger RNA of Caenorhabditis briggsae, 1059 nucleotides long. It is a transcript of the gene Cbr-sek-1, whose product is annotated as Protein CBR-SEK-1. The coding region runs from base 1 to 1059 and encodes 352 amino acids. The transcript has 7 exons. NCBI's taxonomy places the organism in Eukaryota, Metazoa, Nematoda, Chromadorea, Rhabditida, Rhabditidae. The record is from RefSeq and is a predicted model, not a curated record. Gene Ontology annotation, molecular function: ATP binding; MAP kinase kinase activity. Gene Ontology annotation, biological process: protein phosphorylation; stress-activated MAPK cascade.